Messenger RNA from Bombina bombina (fire-bellied toad), 945 nucleotides. It is a transcript of the gene NDUFS3, whose product is annotated as NADH:ubiquinone oxidoreductase core subunit S3. Gene Ontology annotation, molecular function: NADH dehydrogenase (ubiquinone) activity. The transcript is spliced from 7 exons. NCBI's taxonomy places the organism in Eukaryota, Metazoa, Chordata, Amphibia, Anura, Bombinatoridae. The record is from RefSeq and is a predicted model, not a curated record. Bases 105 to 869 code for a protein of 254 amino acids.
GUCACACGGAACAUUUUUACCGUCGGACCUAAACCAGUCUCCUACUGCUUCCGUUGUGCUGAAUUGCCCUUGGUCCCUACCGAUUUGAAGUAGUUGCCGGGGACAUGAUGUUAGCCGGUGUGCGGGCUGCCCGAAGCCUGUUGCGGGGAGUCUCUUCUCUCCGUGUACUCCCACAAAUGAGAUACGAAGGAACAACUACAGAGACAAAACCUACCAUUAGACCUGUAGACUCUGUGGCACAGAAUCAGCUUUCUGCUUUUGGUGAAUACGUGGCUGAGAUUUUACCAAAAUAUGUUCAGCAGGUCCAGGUAACCUGCUACGGAGAGCUGGAAGUUAUGAUUCAUCCAGAGGGAAUCAUACCCGUCCUCACAUUUCUUCGUGAUCACACUAAUGCACAGUUUAAAUCUUUAGCGGAUCUAACUGCCGUGGAUAUCCCGACAAGAGAUUAUCGUUUUGAGAUAGUCUACAAUCUCUUGUCUUUGCGCUAUAAUUCCCGUAUCCGCGUGAAGACUUACACAGAUGAGUUGUCUCCUAUUGAGUCUGCAGUAUCCAUUUUUGAAGCAGCAAACUGGUAUGAAAGAGAGGUGUGGGAUAUGUAUGGAGUAUUUUUUGCAAACCACCCUGAUCUGAGGAGAAUUCUAACAGACUACGGAUUUGAGGGCCACCCUUUUAGGAAGGACUUUCCCCUGUCUGGAUAUGUAGAGGUACGUUAUGACGAUGAGGUAAAGCGUGUGGUGGCAGAGCCAGUACAGCUGUCACAAGAGUUUCGGAAGUUUGACCUGAGUAGUCCAUGGGAAGCGUUUCCAGCUUAUCGACAGGCACCAGAAUCUCUGAAGAUUGAAUCCGGAGGCAAAGAUGAAGCCAAGUAAUGGGCUAUGUGAAGUUUAAUGUUAGUCUACUUAUGAUGCCCUAUUUAUGUAUAUAAAAUAAACGGCUUAUGUCUAA